Messenger RNA from Funneliformis mosseae, 464 nucleotides. Lineage: Eukaryota; Fungi; Glomeromycota; Glomeromycetes; Glomerales; Glomeraceae. The record is from the annotation of a GenBank genome assembly.
UUUCUUAUUGGAAGUCGUAACGGGGUAAUAUAUGAAGCUGAGAUCGAACCGACUGAUGAAUUCUUUAAAAAAGAAGAAAAAUAUUGCAAACAGGUCUAUUCAUUAAAUGAGAACGUUCCCAUUACUGGUCUUCGCGUCGAACAAUUUCCCGUAACAUCGCGAAAGUAUUUUAUAGUAGCUACAACACCAACUAGAUUAUAUCAAUUUGUAGGAAUUGCAACUUCAUCAAGAGAUGAUGAGGCUGCUUCGAUGUUUGAAAGUUUAUUCACUAGAUGUGAAGUUAACCCAGUAUUUCAGGAGCUUCCUGGAGACCUUCCUUAUAGUGAAUUACAAUUUUACUCUCAAUUUCAAGGAGUUGCAAAAAGUUUUGCUUGGUUAACAGGCCCAGGUAUUUAUCACGGAAGUCUUGUAUUUGGUUCACAAGAUGUUGGUGAUAGCGUCAUCGAUAGUGCAAAAUUACUUCC